Prunus armeniaca (apricot) is the source of this 951-nucleotide messenger RNA. The record is from the annotation of a GenBank genome assembly. Lineage: Eukaryota; Viridiplantae; Streptophyta; Magnoliopsida; Rosales; Rosaceae.
AUGGCGACUCUCAGAGUACCAGAUGUGGUUCCUUCUCCAGUGGAAGAUGCUGAACAACUCCGCAAAGCUUUUGAAGGAUGGGGGACAAAUGAGGGGUUGAUCAUUUCGAUAUUGACACACAGGAAUGCAGCUCAGAGAAAAUUAAUUCAGCAGGCAUAUGCAGAAACUUAUGGAGAAGAGCUUCUUAAGUCACUGGACAAAGAGCUCUCAAGUGAAUUUGAGAGGGCUGUGCUGCUGUGGACACUGGUCCCUGCUGAGCGUGAUGCAUUUUUGGCUAAUGAAGCUACAAAGAGGUUCACUUCAAGCAACAAAGUGCUCUUGGAAAUAGCUACUACUAGGUCUUCCCAUGACCUGUUGCUGGUCAAGCAGGCGUAUCAUGCGCGUUUCAAGAAAUCCCUUGAAGAAGAUGUGGCAUACCAUACAUCUGGAGACUUGCGCAAGCUUUUGGUUCCUCUUUUGAGCACUUACCGAUACGAGGGAGAUGAGAUCAGCGUGCCCUUGGCAAAGAAAGAGGCUAAAAUACUUCAUGAGAAAAUCUCAGACAAAGCCUACAAUGAUGAGGAGCUCAUCAGGAUCCUCUCUACCAGGAGUAAAGCACAGCUGAAUGCAACCUUUAAUCACUACAACAAUGAGUUUGGCAAUGCCAUUAACAAGGAUUUGAAGGCUGAUAAAGAUGAUGAGUUCCUCCUGUUACUGAGGCAAACAAUCAAAAGCUUGACCGUCCCUGAAAAAUACUUUGAGAAGGUUCUGCGCCUGGCUCUCAACAAGCUCGGGACGGACGAAGGGGCUCUUACUAGGGUUGUCACCACCCGGGCGGAGGUUGACUUGCAUCGCAUUAAACAAGAAUAUCAUCGCAGGAACAGUGUUCCUUUGGACCAGGCAAUUGUCAAAGACACUUCUGGAGACUAUGAGAAGUUUCUUGUGGAACUGGUUGGACAUGGAGAUGCUUGA